AUGCAUGUCUAUAUAUUUAUCCAUCCCAACUUUAGCCCUUACAGGUUUGUGUUUAACAACAGGUGGGUGCAGUGCAGUGACCCCGGAAUCUUAGCUGUUCCAAUUAAUAUCCCAGCGGACACAGUCAAACUGCGUCUAGAGAAGACCUUGAUCUCCAGGGUCCCCAGGGCAGCCUUCUACAACCUGUCAGAGCUGCAGUUCUUGUGGCUGGCCUACAACUCCAUCACAUCCAUCCACCCCAGCAGCUUUGUCAACCUGAAGGCCCUGCGAGAGCUGCGUCUGGAUGGGAACCUCCUGACAUCCUUCCCCUGGGAGGGGCUCAGGGACAUGCCCCACCUCCAAACUCUGGGUCUCCACAACAACCGUCUGUCCAGCCUUCCUGCCCACGCUGCGCUCUUCCUCCCCAACAUCACCUACCUCGACCUGUCCAGCAACAGGCUGACUAUUUUAUCUGCCGAGCUACUGGACCUUUGGUUUCCUCUCCCAGGACAACAGGGGGGACCAGUACAAAGACGAAUUUUGGGUCUCCAUGACAACCCUUGGUUGUGUGACUGCCAGAUCUCCAUGGUGGUGUCCUUGUCCAUGUCCCUUGGGAGUCCUGUAGUUCUCAUGGACCAGUUGCUGAUGUGCAGCAGGUCUCUGGGUCAGUCAGGGAUGCUGCUGACCCAGGCUGAGCUAUCCCGCUGUAUGAGGCCCUCGGUCCAGCCUGCAGCCACCAUAGUCACCUCUCCCCUGGGCAGUAACGUAAUCCUCCGCUGUGACGCCACUGGUUACCCAACUCCAACCCUGACCUGGAUCAAAACCUCAAAUCAAAACACCUAUAAUUGUAACAUUAUGCAGGGAUCUCCUCGAGUGGGGGUUUGCUGGUCAAUAAUUAGCCUGAAUGGAUUAUCAUACAAAGACGCUGGUGAAUACCGCUGCCAGGCACGGAACAUGGCAGGAAUAGCUGAAGCCCCGAUCAAACUGAAGGUGGUGGGCAUCACAAGACUAUCCCGUCUUCCAAAGAAGAAGUCCCAAAAGACUCCGCCCAAAUCAUCAUCAAAAUACAGGAAGCCAAACCAGAAUGCAGCUACUAUCAACACCCCGUCAAUGAAGGAGAAUCAGAUACUCCAAAACAUCACGCCACCUUCCAUUGACAAGACCCAGACUACUCCCAAUCUUGUGUCCAAAGUCUUCCCUGUAGACAAGUACAAUAAAGGGCACAAAAUGAAUUACCCAGGUGAAAAGAAAAAGAGCCAGACAUCCAUCAAGUCUACACCUGAGUCCUCAGACAACACUACAGCUGCUCUUUUGUCAGAAACACUUAUGAGAUAUAAUGACGAUGGUCAGGGUCAGUGA
Xiphias gladius (swordfish) is the source of this 1338-nucleotide messenger RNA. It is a transcript of the gene lrit3b, whose product is annotated as leucine-rich repeat, immunoglobulin-like and transmembrane domains 3b. Gene Ontology annotation, molecular function: protein binding. The transcript has 5 exons. The record is from RefSeq and is a predicted model, not a curated record. The coding region runs from base 1 to 1338 and encodes 445 amino acids. Lineage: Eukaryota; Metazoa; Chordata; Actinopteri; Istiophoriformes; Xiphiidae.